GGGGGGAGCCCUGGAGUUCGACAUGGUGGGCAUCGACGCCGCCAUCGCCAACGCCUUCCGCCGCAUCCUGCUCGCCGAGGUGCCAACAAUGGCUGUAGAGAAAGUCUUUGUGUACAACAACACAUCCAUCGUGCAGGAUGAAAUUCUGGCUCAUCGCUUGGGCCUUAUCCCUAUACGAGCUGACCCACGGCUCUUCGAAUAUAGAAACCAAGGAGAUGAGGAAGGCACAGAAAUUGAUACUCUGCAGUUCCAGCUGAAAAUAAAAUGCAGCCGAAACCCUCAGGCAGCCAAGGAUUCAUCUGAUCCUAAUGAACUAUAUUUAAAUCACAAAGUGUACAGUAAACACAUGACAUGGGUGCCCUUGGGGAAUCAGACAGACCUUUUUCCAGAUGCUGACUUCCAACCUGUUCACGAUGACGUCCUCAUUGCACUGUUGCGACCUGGCCAGGAAAUAGAUGUGCUCAUGCACUGUGUCAAGGGUAUUGGUAAAGAUCAUGCCAAGUUUUCUCCUGUGGCCACGGCUAGUUAUCGACUGCUUCCUGACAUUACUCUCCUGCAGCCUAUUGAGGAUGAGGCAGCCGAGAUGUUGCAGAAGUGCUUUUCCCCGGGAGUAAUUGAGAUCCAGAAUGUGAAAGGAAAAAAGAUGGCAAGAGUAGCCAAUGCACGGUUGGACACGUUCAGCAGAGAAGUUUUCCGUCACGAGGGGCUGAAAAACCUUGUGCGCCUGGCAAGAGUGCGAAACCAUUACAUCUUUUCAGUGGAGUCGACGGGUAUCUUGCCUCCAGAUGUGCUGGUGAGCGAAGCCAUCAAGAUCCUGAUGGGAAAGUGUCAGCGCUUCCUGAAUGAGCUGGACUCUGUGCCUAUGGAGUGACCAGGCUGUACCUGAGAAGCAGAUCCCUGCACUGCUGUUCUGGGCAUCCUGCACCUGCCUGCAGCAGUGAUUCCUCUUCCAUAGGCAAGAGGUUUGAGAUGGACUUGUUAAGAGUCUUAGGACCAUCUAUUUGAAUUUGUUUUGUUAGUAAUAAGCCUCAGUGAGAUCUACUAAAAUAAAGGCUUUUCUUUAC
Molecule: messenger RNA, 1064 nt
Organism: Mesitornis unicolor (brown roatelo)
Lineage: Eukaryota; Metazoa; Chordata; Aves; Mesitornithiformes; Mesitornithidae
Gene: POLR1C
Product: polymerase (RNA) I polypeptide C, 30kDa
Exons: 7
Coding region: 23-871 (282 amino acids)
Biological process (GO): DNA-templated transcription
Cellular component (GO): RNA polymerase III complex; RNA polymerase I complex
Molecular function (GO): DNA binding; protein dimerization activity
Source: RefSeq, a predicted model, not a curated record